Acanthosepion pharaonis is the source of this 1560-nucleotide messenger RNA. Lineage: Eukaryota; Metazoa; Mollusca; Cephalopoda; Sepiida; Sepiidae. The record is from the annotation of a GenBank genome assembly.
AUGAAAUCGUUUAUCUCUCUCUCUGUCUCUCUCUCCCCCUCUCUCUAUUUCUCUCUUUCCCUCUCUCUUCCUCUCUCUCUAUUUCUCUCUCUCUCUCUCUCUCUUUCCCUCUCUUUCUUUCUCUCUUUCUCUCUCUAUUUCUCUCUUUCUCUUUCUCUUUCCCUCUUUCUUUCUCUCUUUCUCUCUCUAUUUCUCUCUUUCUCUCUCUCUUUCUUUCUCUUUCCCUCUCUUUCUUUCUCUCUUUCUCUCUCUAUUUCUCUCUUUCUCUCUCUCUUUCUUUCUCUUUCCCUCUCUUUCUUUCUCUCUUUCUUACUCUCACACUUUCUCUCUCUUUCUCUCUCUCUUUCGCUCUGUUUCUCUCUCUCUCAUUCUCUUUCUCUUUCUCUCUUUCUUCCUCUCUUACUCUCCCUCUUUCGCUCUCUUUCUCUCUUUCUUACUCUCACUCUUUCGCUCUGUUUCUCUGUCUUUUCUCUCUCUUUCUCUCUCUCUCUUUCUCGCUUCUUCUCUCUCUUUCUCUCUCUCUUUCGCUCUGUUUCUCUCUCUCUCUUUCUCCCUCUCUUACUCUCCCUCUUUCUCUCUCUUUCUGUCUGUCUGUCUGUCUGUCUGUCUCUCUCUCUCUCUCUCUCUCUCUCGCUCUCUGUUUCCCUCUUUCCCCCCUCUCUGUCAAUCUCUAUCUCUCUCCUUCCAUUCUCUAUAUUUCUCUUUCUCCUUCCCUCACGCUCAUUCUUUCUUUCUUUUUUUCUUUCUUUCUUUCUCACUCGCUCACUCCUCCUUUCUCUCUCACGUCCAAAUUUUUAUAUUUAUUGUAUCUUUCUUUUAACUUUUCUUUUCUUUCUUUAUUUUCGUGCUUUAUCAACCUUUCUUUUCCUUUUUUCUUUCUUUGUUUCUUUUUCUUUUGCUUACUGUCUUCUUUUAUUUAAAUCCUUUUCUUUCAUACUAUUUCUUCCUUUUUUGAAAACUACCAAUUUCUUUUCAUCCAUUAUUUAUUCCUUUUUUCUUUCCUGUAUCGCUGUUUCUUCAUAUAUUUUUUUCGUUUUCUUAACAUAUUUUCUUCUUUCUUUCACUUGUUCUUUUUCUUUCUUAUCUUUCUUUUUCUUUCCUUUCCUUUUCUUUUUUUUUUCCUUCCUUUCUUUUUAUUUUUAUUUCCUUCUACACCAGUUUCUUUUUCCGCUUAGCAUAUUCUUUUCUUUCCUUCUUUCUUCUAUCCAACCCUUCUUUCUUUCUUUCUUUCUUUCUUUUCUACUUUCAGUUAUUUUUCCACUUAGCAUAUUCUUUCUUUCUUUCUUUCUUUCUUUCUUUCUUUCUUUCUUUCUUUCUUUCUUUCUUUCUCAUAUGCAUAUCUUUCCUUCCUUCCUUUUCUUUCUCUUUUUCUCUUUAUUUCAUCUCUUUCUUCCUUCUUUACUACUUCCAUUUUUAGCAGCUUCCUCCUUUCUUUUUUUCUCUUUCUUUCAUUUUCUUUCUUUCUUUUUCUUUCCUUCUUUCUUUCUUUUUUCUUUCUUUCUACAUCACUUUCUUCAUUUUCCUUACAUUCAGUUUCUUUUUGUCCCUUUACUUCCUUAA